Molecule: messenger RNA, 4857 nt
Organism: Ylistrum balloti
Lineage: Eukaryota; Metazoa; Mollusca; Bivalvia; Pectinida; Pectinidae
Product: nucleoporin Nup43-like
Exons: 8
Coding region: 1-1182 (393 amino acids)
Cellular component (GO): nuclear pore outer ring
Molecular function (GO): protein binding
Source: RefSeq, a predicted model, not a curated record
AUGGCGGACACGAGGGCAACAUUCGUGUCUCACAAAAUCAACAAAAUUCGGUGGCGACAACAGCAAAAGCAGUCUCUUCAAGAAUCAGACAUUUUCGCAAGUGGAAGUUGGGAUGAUGAAAAAAAUAAGGUGUGUCUAUGGAAGGUUGAAAGACAGAAGGCCCUGGGUGGGAUGAUGGAUGAUGGAGGAGGGACAGGCUAUGUGGAAAGUGACCCAGUUAUCUUAUGUGAGGCUCCUCAUAGGGGAGAUGUUACUGGAUUAGAGUACAUGGGUCAAGAUCAUAUUGUUGCUUCUUCUUCAACGGGAACCAUUACUAUUUAUAGACAUCAUACAAACUCACAGACCCUGGGUGUGUCCCAGCAGUGGGAAAAAGUUCAUCAUCAUUAUGGACAGUUGUGUCCUUGUACGUGUUUGGCCAUCCGUGAUGAUGUGAUAGUGUCUUCAGGAGAGGAUGGGCGUGUCAAUAUAAUACAAGUUGGACACAAAAUGCCAAAUAGAGUUAUAGAUAAAGCAGACAGCUGUACUGUUAACAGUAUUACCUUCCUUAAGCAGACAGAAUUCAUCACAGUCAAUUCUACAGGACAGCUCAAGAUAUUUGAUCUAAGGACAAAUUCUGAUGAACCAACACAAACUCUUUCUGUAACGGGAGAACUAACACCACUACAAUGUAUAGACAAGCACCCCAGUCAGACUCACAUUGUUGCAACAGGUGGUCAAGAUGGUGUUCUUGGAAUGUGGGACCUGAGACAUGACAAGUUCCCAGUGUCCCUGAUGGAGGCACACUCUGGGACAGUGUGGGAGGUGAGGUUCCACCCAUCUGCACCUGACCACUUGUUCACCUGUUCAGAGGAUGGCUGUGUGUGGCACUGGGAUGGCUCACAAGUUAAUGCCACACCUGUUGGCAUGAUGACAGGCAUCAACCAGAUAACAGGUACAGGUGCAGGAUCAGGAGGAGGCAAUUUAUCAACACCCAGACAGUUCCAGUAUGGUGGCAGUGCGGUCACCACUGGUCUUUCAAACCCAUGGCUGGCCACUGACAUUGCUAAAAACAAAAUUGAGAUCACCUCAUUACUUGAUCAAAAAUCACUGCCCAUAAACACUAUAGAUGUGGCAGGACAUACCCUGCUCUGUGGCACAGACGGAGAGACAAUAUUCACAAUGAAUCUUGGCAGUCUUCGGUAACCUCACGUGUGAUUAGAGUCCAGAUGGGUUGAUUCAUAUGAGAAAUUCCGGUGUAGAAGAUAUGAAUGUAGCUGAUAGUAAAAGAGAAAGUGGGCAUGGAAGAGGUGAAAGGAAGAUCUGGAAGCAGAAAAAGUACCAGAACUCAUUUGGUGCCAGUCUUUGUUUGAUGCAAACUUGUGGGAGAAUUGUUUUUUCCUUCAAGAGAUUAGACAGUGGUGCACUCUGAUCAUUAACUUUGAAUUAUGAUGCUAUUUUAUCUAGGUACCUGUAAUAUCAUUACAUUAUAUAUUGUUAGUAAAUGUUACAUCUAAUGUAAAUUCAAGGAGUUUUGAAUAUUUGCCAGGUUGUGCAAUCCCUCUAGCUCAACUUUCAGGGCUAGUGAAGUCAAUUUAUGGAUGUGACCAAGUCAUUAGUGGUUUUAAUUUUAUAGUGCCCACAUUCAAGUUUUAUGAAAAAUAAAUUGAUGAAAUGAAAACACUGUCCUCUUUGAAAGAUUCUGUAAUAAAUGAAGCAAUUGGACACAAAUGCAGCAAGCAGUUUCUUCAGUUUUUGGUUUAGACAAAAUUACUUGCUUUAAAUUAAAACCUGUUUGGUGCUUCUUCCUCCUAUAAUUUAAUACUAAUUAUAUGGAUGUGUGUGUUAUAUUUUACAACACUGAUGAGAUAUAACCAGCUGAUUUAGCGGGUAGAUAUAAUGACAUAAUCACAUCAUUAUUUGUUUUUCAGUGCAGUUUUCUGCUUUGCUUACUUGAGCAGAUUUUCAUUCCAUCAUACAGUGAAUAAUCAGUAAGGUUCAAGGUGAAAGUAAUUACUUGGAAAUUUUAUCAUCAGCUUUAGUAAUAGGAGCAUGUAGAAUUUUGUAUCGGUGAAAACAAAACAAAUGGACAUGUUGGCAUUUGUAGCCCUUUGCCUAGCAAUCAUCUAUGCAGGAAUCCUGUGCAAUUGUGAAAUUAAAGUAAAUAAAUAGUUUGUGAUGAUUAAUUGAAUUGACCACAGUUCUAAUUGCAAACAUGUUUUUCUAGGUGGUUAUCAGAUAGGCUCUAUCAAUUCCAUGUAUGCGUUCAGUUAUGAGUUCCUCAGACACUGAUUAGUAGGAACUUCCAUUAUCAGUUGUUGUCAAGCAUUGAUUGUAAUGUUUUACUUUGUUUGAAUAAGCGAUUAUGUGCAAUAUGAUAAUUUUUUCAUAACAUUGAUAGCCACAUGUUUUAAUGAUUUGUUUACUGGUGAAAAGUAAAAGAUGAAUUAUUUCUGCUUUUCCAGUUUUGGCUGCGAUAAAAUAUCUCUGAAAGCAAAAAUGUAACAGGGAAUUAUUUCAGUAUUAUUUUUUUUCUUUUAAAUACAAUAUUCUUCACAAUUAUAACAUUAGUUGAGGUACAGUACUUGCCUUUAUUAUAGGAUAAAAUUAGUGGAAAUACAUAAGUCAAUCAAAAAAUUUCUGCUAGAAUUCAGUCUGUCUGAAAACAAGUGCAAUAUAGUCUGUUUUAAAACGAUGUUGAUAUCAUUUCAGUCAUAACUACAUUGACUAAAGCUGUUGAAAUUUGAAAAAUGAAAUUAUUUUUCUAUACUGAUAUUGUUAGAAACCAGAAAAUACUGCACUAUAGCUUUUGUUCUCACACUUUUUUUUAAUUCAAAGUCAAAUAUAUAUUAACUGCAAACCCACAAAUGUAAACUGUCUUUAUGAGGCUUAUUUCCAAGUUUUUCGAAGCAAACUAUCAGUGCCAUUAUGAAAUUAGAUUGGGUGCCAUUUUGAAUUGAGCCUUUCUUACUAGCAUACAUGUUGUAAUAAUUAUAUAUCAGUUUUUGUUUUUUGUAAAAUAUUAAGAACUUUUUUAAAAGUGAACAUUGAUUAAAUGUGUUUGCCUAAACCUAACCAAAGAAUUAGAUCUUGAUGUAGUUAACAGAAAGUCAUUGAUACUUUUACCUAUGAUUUGUGUUGAUUUGGGUUCAGAGUUUGAAGAAUUUGUAAGAAAAAAAUAACUAUAUUUGACAUAUCAUGUUUUGGUUAAGAUGAAUAUUUCCUGUUAAAUUAAAGCUUGAGAAAGUGGAGGGCACUAUAUCAAUUUUCAGCAACAUAACCAACCAUCCUGAUAAAUCUUACAUUGGCAAAUGUUGAAUAAAUAAUAUUUCUCCUUGUUUAUCUGCUUUACCAUGGCCACUUCUAUCACAUGUUUCUAUCUCUGGAAUGAGGAUUAAUGUUUAAAUUGUGAUGUUAAGUCUCCAAAUAUUGAUUGAUUUACUAUUCAAUGCCAUAUUGCAUUUUACAAUGAUUGGAAUAUUCAAACUUUAAAAAAGCACCUUUGAAGUUUGCUAGCUCUUUUGUCGAUUUAAGUUUGAUAGUUCGUCCAUCUUUUUAAGGUAGCUAUUUUCUAUGCUGAUUGAAGUUUGAUAGUUCUUCUAUCAAUUUAAUUUUGCUAGUUCUCCAUCGAUUUGUGUUUGACAGUUCCUCCGUCUGUUUAAGGUAGCUAUUUUCUCUGCUGAUUGAAGUUCGGUAGUUCCUCCAUUGAUUGAAAUUAGCUAGAUCUUACAUCAAUUGAAGUUAGCUAGAUCUUACAUCAAUUGAAGUUAGCUAGUACCUUUGCUGAUUGAAUUUAACUAUUUCUUCCUUUGUUUAAUGUUAGCUAGUUCCUCUGUCGGUCAAUGUUAGCUUGUUCCUUCAUCAAUUGAAGUUUGAUAGUUUCUCAAUCGAUAAUGCAUGUAUUUCUGCAUCCCUCACUAACUUCAAGACAGGUUUAGCUUUGUGAUGGAAACAACAAGGUUACCCUUUACACUGUCAAAUAAUUGCAAACUUAAUUAGCCAUGGCAUCUGUACUUUUAAGAAAUACUCUAUAAUUGUUCAGUUUUACAUUGCAAAUAUUUGUGGUUUCCCUGGUCUGGACUAGUGUACAGGAUUUAAUUUUGCACAUGUCUAUAGUUGGUAUCAAUAUGUAAAAGUAUCUAACAUACAUUUCCUGAGAUUUGAAUUUGCAGUAAAAUUGUUAGGUAUUUUGUUUUAAUGACUAUGAUUACAACAAAAUUACUGAUACAUUGUAUACAAUAGUAACUAAGCUAAUCUGAAGUCAGUUAUACAGUACUUCUGUUUUUGUUUCACAAUAUUCACCAUAACCAAACAGUUAUCCUGUAAUAAAUUUUAUUUGUUGUCCCGUAUCAAUUUCCAGACUUGUUGAUUGUAUGGUCUUGUGAUAUCUUCAUGAGAAGACCAAAGUAUCGGAACAGAUAAAUCAAGAAUUAAAAAAGUGGUAAUACCAUUCAUUACCAAAGUAUUUUAAUACAGAAAUUAUUGCCCUUCCUAAUUCUAGAUGUGUGGCAUAAUCCCACAAAAUUUGAGGGAUUAAGAUCUCAGCAAACCGUUUCCUAAUCAAACUUCUUAAAGCACGGAUUAUUGUAAUGCUUGCCACUAGGAUGAUUUGAACAUUGACUGGUUACAAUGUAUUGUUUAUGGAAGUUGUUAUAUUGUGUAUGUUUAGUAAGAUAUUUUUGUACUUUUCUGUGAUGUGAUGUGAUGACUGACAAGAACCUGGACUUGUGUGUAAGUGUAUGAGAACGGCAGUGUUUGUGAGUAUGACUAGAAAUACAUUUAAAAUCACAAUGUCAGGUAUAAUUAUUGUGUAUGAAGUAUAGCUGUGCAACUACAUGAGACUGGAAAGUUGUGCUGUAAAUACAAGCAUUUGAAAUUGUU